This is a messenger RNA of Lasiosphaeria miniovina, 2102 nucleotides long. Its product is annotated as phosphatase 2C-like domain-containing protein. The record is from RefSeq and is a predicted model, not a curated record. Gene Ontology annotation, molecular function: protein serine/threonine phosphatase activity. Bases 287 to 1621 code for a protein of 444 amino acids. Lineage: Eukaryota; Fungi; Ascomycota; Sordariomycetes; Sordariales; Lasiosphaeriaceae. The transcript has a single exon. Gene Ontology annotation, biological process: protein dephosphorylation.
CCCACAGCUCCACUGCUGCAGGAAAUUCCGAUCCCCACUGCACGUCCGGGUUAGGAUGAGACCCAGUGCAGUGGGAAGACGGAAAACCGUCUAAACUCUAGAUGACCGUUGCAAGAAGCCAAGCCAAGCCUCGCGUUUUUUUUUUCUUUUUUGCUCAAACAUGUGUUGGAAUAUAAGCCUUUGACAUAACAGCCUUUCUUUUGCGAGCCCAGCUGGGGCUUCGCAUCGACCAUCGACCUCUCCGUCGGUGUCUGUGUCUGCGUCCGCGUCCGCGAAUCGACAGACAAUGGCCUCCAGACCCAGCACAGCCCGAGCUUUGAUGCUCCAAUGCCGUCCGAGGCCGCGGCUCUCUAGACCGGCGAUCAACUUUAUUAGGAUGUCGCCAGCUGCCCGCGCGGCUUCGUCCCUCGGCUCUAGCCCUGCGAGGCCCGCUGGGCGCCAGCUGGGAUUGUUGGGAUACAACCUCGAGAGCCGACGCCAAAGCUCGACGACGCGCGCCGCGCAGACCGCCCUCGACCCCAAGUUCGUCUACAAUGUUGCCGCGUCAUACAUCUCCAAGGGCAUUCCGUUCGACCCCUCAAAACACGUCUUCCACUUCAACCUCUACAAUCGAGUGCAUCCGCCGAAGCCGGGCCGCGAGAAAUCCGCCCGGCCAGAGUCUGGGCAGGACGCCUUCUUCGUGAGCCGAGUCGGGUCCAACCCCAGCGAGGUCGCUCUUGGUGUAGCAGACGGCGUGGGCGGGUGGAUGGACAGCGGCGUGGAUCCGGCCGAUUUCUCGCAUGCCUUUUGCGACUACAUGGCCACGGCGGCAUAUGAGUGCCGGCCAGCGGAAGAGGGCAGCGCGAAGCCGGCCUUGUCGGCACGCCAGCUUAUGAAGAAGGGGUACGAUGCCGUCUGCCACGACCCGGCCAUCAAAGCAGGUGGUAGCACGGCGAUCGUGGGGCUCUUGAACGACAAGGGCAUGCUGGAGGUUGCCAACCUGGGCGACAGCGGCUACAUCCUUCUUCGGCUCAACGGCGUACACGCGUCCAGUGAGCCCCAGACACACGCAUUCAACACCCCAUUCCAACUCAGCGUGGUGCCACCUAGUAUGCUGCUCCGGGCUGCCGCGUUUGGCGGCGCGAGGCUGAUGGACCAGCCGCGGGACGCCGAGGUGACGCGCCACAACUUGAGGCACGGAGACGUGCUGAUUUUUGCAAGUGACGGCCUCUGGGACAACUUGUUUACCCAGGAUGUUCUCCGCAUUGUCAGCAGCACCAUGGCCAAUACGGGCGCGUGGACGACCACAGACGCUGGAGUUCAGGUGGCGUUGGACCUGUCUCCGUACACGCGGCUUGACACUGUGAAGGUGCCUAGUAUGGAUACUUCCGCCAGCGAAAAAAACGGCGCCAGCAAAGUAGGGACGCAGCAACGGCCCAUAGCCACACUGCAGAGCCUACUUGCGAUGGAGAUUGUUGGUGCCGCCAAGGCAGCCAGCCUGAACUCCAAGCUGGACGGACCUUUUGCGAAGGAAGUCAAGAAGUACUAUCCGUAUGAAGUGUGGCGCGGCGGCAAAGAAGACGACAUUUGCGCGGUGGUGGUUCUCGUAUCAGAAGAGGUACCGCCCAAGGCGAAGCUCUGAACGCCGGGAGCCUGGGGGCGAUGUCACACACUAUGACCAGCCAAAAAAAACCACGACAGUAAACUGUUGGAUUGAGCUCAACCACACCAACACAACUAUUAUACAUACGGGGGCAUUGAACGGGCGUUUUCUACUCCUUGUCUGUCACUUUUUUUUCACUGCAUGGCUAGGUAGGGAUCAAAACUUGAGCGUACGCCAGGCUUUCUGUCUUGUGUCAAGAGAUUCUGCGCAGCGCUGGUAAUGAAAAUUGGGAUACGGGAAAAUAUAUAUAUUCAUGUUGAAAGAACGAUAUAAUCAUAGCCUCGCUUUGCUGGACUGAUUGGUUUGAUGGAAAUGAGAAUCAGGUUUACGGGUAGCGUUAGAUAGACAUGUUAAAUCAAGCUCCACAGCCGCUGUGUAAGGAAAGAGCCCCAACCCACACCCACACACGUACAACCAACUCACACGCGUACCGAGCGGGCUAAGACCUCACUCCUUUGUC